AUGGGCAGUUGGUUCUCCAAGUAUCCCGAAUUUGACGUUGGGAAUGUCGAGGAGGAUUACGACUACAUCAUAGUCGGUGGCGGGACGUCAGGAUGCGUACUGGCGAAUCGACUGAGCGCGUCUGGCAACUAUCGAGUGCUCCUAGUCGAACGCGGUCCCGUGUCCGAUACUUUCAUCACUCGGGUUCCUCUGCUAUCCAUGUCGCACUCCUCGGAUAGCGAGUUCCUAGACGAGACUCGAUCUACGGCGCAGUCGAGUCUGGGUGGUUUGGACGAGAGCUGCCUCGUCGGCCGCGGUCUGGGAGGGUCGUCUCGCAUCAAUGCGAUGAUCUACACUCGCGGAUUACCCGCCGAAUAUAAUGCGUGGAGAGAUGCUGGGCGAGUUGGGUGGGGAUGGGAGGAUCUGCAACCUCUAUUCGUCAAGGGCGAGCGCGCUAGCGGUGCCGCGACUACAAACCUUGUAGAUCAUGGUACACGAGGCGAAUGGCAUACCUAUCAGGAGGAUGACUUCCAGUGGCGCGCCUUCCAGAAGAAUGUUAAAGCUUGCGAGGCCAUCGGGCUACCCUUCAUUCCAGAUCUGAACGCCCCUCAACACCCUCCCUUCGGCUGUGGCAAGCUCCACUUCACAAUCUCGCCUCGCGGAACGCGCAACUCUGCGUACGACGCCUUUGCACCGAAGGACCUCGCCCUCGCUCGUCGGAACGUCUUACACGUCUGCACCAACACCAUUGUGUCCAAGCUCGAGACAGAGCGGGAUGGAGACGGACCGGUCAGAGUUACCGGCGUUCAUCUGCUCGGGAAGAAGGGCGAGAGCCGACUGGUACGAGUCAAGAAGGAGGUUGUGCUCAGCGCCGGUCCGUUCGGAUCGCCUCGGGUACUCAUGCUGAGUGGUAUAGGCCCGGCAGAGCAUCUCAAAGAGCAGGGAAUCCGCGUCGUGAAGAACCUCCCUGCUGUCGGUCAGAAUCUUCAAGAUCACUUCGCCGCGCAUGUUACAUAUGAGGUUCAUCCUCAAGACAGCCUUGUCCGCCUUGAAAAGCCUUGGGUGUUCAUAUGGGCCUUCCUCAGCUACCUCCUCUUCGGCGUCGGCUACCUCGUCCAACCACCGCUUCAACUCGCUAUCUUCGCUUGCUCAAAGCUACUUGACGCAAACGGUCUACCAUCCCCGGAACUCGCGGAGAAGACCGAGUCGCUACCUGAUAUCGAGAUCAUGCCCAUGCCAUACCCUACGGGCAAGGUGUCCGAUAACGCCGAAUGGGACCAUAGGCGCGGCAUCUACAGCUUCCUCUGCGUUUUGCUGCGCCCAAAGAGCAAGGGCUCCGUGCGCCUUACAUCUACGGACCCUCGCGCGUCAAUGGAGAUCGACCCACGAUGGAUCUCCGCGCCCGAGGAUCUCGCCGCACUGCGCACCGUAUGCCGCCUUGGGAUGCGUCUCGCAGACGGAAUGCGCUCUCGCGGGCUCCCUAUGAAGCCAUUUCAAGUACCCGAGAACGAGGACGAUGUGACGCUGGACAAGUGGAUACGCAAUCAUAAUCGCACGGCAUACCACUACUCGUCGACUUGUCGUAUGGCGCCGGAGGACGAUCUGGAGGGCGGAGGCGUUGUCGAUGAUAGGUUGAGAGUGCAUGGGUGCUCGAACUUGCGUGUCGCGGAUUCGUCUAUCUUUCCUUGGGUGCCGGCUUGUCAUACGCAGGCUCCGGCUGUUGUUGUUGCGGAGAAGGCCGCUGUGUUGAUAUUGGGUUCGUAG
Molecule: messenger RNA, 1743 nt
Organism: Peniophora sp. CBMAI 1063
Lineage: Eukaryota; Fungi; Basidiomycota; Agaricomycetes; Russulales; Peniophoraceae
Source: the annotation of a GenBank genome assembly